AGCAAAGAGUGGAAGAUGUACGACUGAUCCGAGAUCAGCACCCGACUAAAAUACCAGUGAUCAUUGAAAGGUACAAGGGAGAGAAGCAGCUUCCAGUUUUGGAUAAGACCAAGUUCUUGGUGCCAGAUCAUGUCAACAUGAGUGAGCUCAUCAAAAUUAUCAGGCGACGCCUGCAGCUGAACUCCAACCAGGCCUUCUUCCUGCUGGUGAACGGCCACAGCAUGGUGAGCGUGUCCACCCCCAUCUCUGAGGUGUACGAGAGCGAGAAGGACGAGGACGGGUUCCUCUACAUGGUCUAUGCCUCCCAGGAGACCUUCGGAGCACCAUCUUCCGCCUAAGACAUGCAAAGCGGCUUCUAGCCUAGGAGUUUGGUUGCCCCUUGGCCAUCACCCCCACUGUCCCCACACACCCCCCAGGGAAAGAACCGGAUGUCACCUCUGCUCUCAGUCCCUUAGCAUAGUGUUGCUUUAGCAGGUGUCUCAUCUUCCCUUGCCUUGGUUGUGACUAUUAAAGAGCAGAGAGCACCUCCAGCUUUGAAACCUGCUGUAAUAAUGCUCCACACAGGCACAUCCACAUGGCUGGACCUGACAGAAGGAACCCGAUUGUGCAGGUGACAAUUGCAAAGGGAGGGACACUCAAUUGACUUUGACCAAGCAAACAGGCACCAGGGAGGAGCUAAAGCGUUUCCUGUGAGUUUGCUGGAAAAAAAAUAAUCUCCCUAGGAGUCCUUAAAUUUUUUAUUUUGAAUGGGAAG
Molecule: messenger RNA, 754 nt
Organism: Acanthisitta chloris (rifleman)
Lineage: Eukaryota; Metazoa; Chordata; Aves; Passeriformes; Acanthisittidae
Product: microtubule-associated proteins 1A/1B light chain 3B
Exons: 3
Biological process (GO): macroautophagy; autophagosome assembly; cellular response to nitrogen starvation
Cellular component (GO): cytosol; autophagosome; autophagosome membrane
Molecular function (GO): ubiquitin protein ligase binding
Source: RefSeq, a predicted model, not a curated record